AUGUCAGCAACAAAAAUCGCAUUUUGCGCCUGCCUUCUUAUUCAGAACAUUUAUGGACAAAGCAUCGGGGCUACGUUAAACAAAGGUUUACAAGGAAAUGGGAUUGCCACAGCAACUCCGCUUACAGCAGCAAAUCCUCUAACAACAGCGAACAACAUAGCAACUGCCAAUAAUUUAGCAGUUGCCAGUAAUAUAGCGGCUACUGAAGCUUUAUCAACACCUUUAGUCAAUCUAUUAGGAUAUGAAAAGAAAUUAGGGGGCCUAAAAAUUGAUGAGAUCAUGGCUUCUAAUGGCAGGGGUUUCCAAGUCACUAGUUCAUCACCAGUUGCUCCUCACGGUUUAUCAGUUUUUUCUGAGAAUUUAGUAGCUGAAGGUCCAUUAGUUGUUACUGGUGAACUACCGUUUUUGAGCAGUGUUUCCGUUGAAGGUCAAUUACAAGCCACUGGACAGGGUGCCGUUUCUUAUGGUUGUGGAAACGGUAAUGUUGGUAUUACAAAUGAAGGCACUGGUCCCUCAGGCCCAGUAGGUAGUAUGCCUUACGGUGGACCUAUGGGGCAAGGUUUUGGUCUAAACGGAUAUGGUUACAAUAACCUUGUCAGUAGUAUUCCAAAUGAAGUAGCAGCUGCCGCAAUUGGAGGUCAAACUGUACUUUGA
This is a messenger RNA of Parnassius apollo (apollo), 654 nucleotides long. Lineage: Eukaryota; Metazoa; Arthropoda; Insecta; Lepidoptera; Papilionidae. The record is from the annotation of a GenBank genome assembly.